Messenger RNA from Stylonychia lemnae, 8463 nucleotides. Lineage: Eukaryota; Ciliophora; Spirotrichea; Sporadotrichida; Oxytrichidae. The record is from the annotation of a GenBank genome assembly.
AUGAAAGCUGACGCUAGUGAGGUCUUGAGACUUCGAAAAGAACUAACGCAUGCCAGAAAUCACGCUGCUGAUCUUUAAGAAGAACUUGAAGAGAAGAAUAACCUAUAUAUUAAAGCUAUCUAGGACAGAGAUUCCUACAAGGAGAAACUGAACAAUGUGAAGGAUACUGUGAACAGAGUUGACAACAUAGUUUAAUUUUAAGUGAACUAAAUCUUGGAAAAAGAAAGAAAAGAACUCACUACUUUGAAAGAAGAUAAGAAGUUACUGUUACAAAGGAUCGAAAUGCUUGAUCAGGAAAAGCAUGCAAAUCUGACAAGAGAAAGGAAUUAGCAAGAAAAGAUCUUGACUCUAUAAAAGAGUCUUUAAGAGCUGGGUAAAGAUAAAGAGUCACGCAACUUUAUCGAGAAGAUUGAAAUAGCGAGAAACUAAAUGAAUGCUAAGGAUCAAGAGAUAGGCAAGUUACUUAAAGAACUUAAUAAGAAGGAAAGCGAGCUAGAGAACAUGAUGGCUGAAAAUAGAACUCUAAGAUCAAUGGCUAAUGUACCUCAAAACUUUGGUAUUGACACAGAGUAAAUCAAGUUCUAGGAUAAGGAGAAGAUUGAUGACUACAAGAAAUUAAUCAGAAUUCUCCAGGAUGACAACUACAGACUGGAGGAGGAGAGAGCGAAGCUUAAAAACAUGCUUAAACAUCAAUCGCUCUUGUACAAAGCAGACCAGCCCUAGAUGAGAUUUAAGGAUUUAACCAAAGAACAACUCUUUUAGCUUGAUCAGUACAUAUUAAGGUUAAAGUCUGGAGACACUACUGAACCUGCAGAUUACUACGUUUUAAGGGAAGAGAAUAAAAAAUUGAAGGCUUAACUUGAUGUAAUGAAUACCUAAGGAUUUGAACACACAAGGGUUUAGAUUGAGCUACUAUUAAAGCAACUUGGAUUUGGCGAUACUGGUAAAUUCCAAGAGCAAAUGCUAGCAGGAAACCAAAAACUUCUUGAAAAGAUCUUAGAAUUAUUAAGCAAAGGCAACUUCGGAAGUUUCCCUAGCUAACCUGGGUCAGUAGUAACUAAUACAUUUGAUUUCGGUCCAUUCAAACCGCCACUCCCAAGUAUUGGAGUAGAUGGAGAUAUCACAUAAGGCUACACUUUCAAGUUUAAAUCUUAUUUAGAUGUUCUCGAUAGAGAUGGAAGAGCAGGACUAAAGGAUCCAACCAAGUAUGAUGUGGCCUUCAUGCAACUUCAACUUUGUGAAUUUAUUGAGUUGAUUAAGAAGAAGGAUGAUGACUUGAAUUACAAGAAUAAUGAAAUUGAGCAUCUCUAUAAGAGAAUCAGAGAUUACUUACUUGUUUAAGACUAGCUGUACAAGGACUUUGUCAAAAUGGAAAAAGAUCAUGAUAAGAAGACAAAAGAACUCGAAAUGAAAUUAAGAGCUGCAGAGGAGAAGUAUAUGCAAGAAGAGCUCAAAUUCAAGAAAGUAUAAGCAGCAUUGGAUGUCAUAUCCACAGGUAACACUGAUAAGAUAAAGGAGAGAAUAAUUGAGCUAACUAAGCAAAAUGCUAUUCUUGACAUUAACUUGCUCAGACUUACCAGAAAAUAUCAAAUACUUGAAGAGUAAGAAGAACUAAUAAGAAGAGAAUACCAUAAUAAGGAAGCAGAUAUGGCUGAGAAGGACAAAUAUGUCUAGGAAAGAAUUAACAAGCUCAAAGAAUAUAAGGCAAGAGCAAUCUAGUAACUGAAGUUCUUAUUUAGCAAGCUAAGACUAGCUGUUCCAAUGACUGAAUACCAAACUGUCUAGAGUGAAAAUGAGAUAUUGAAGUAGAAGAAUGCUGACUAUAUCGACAAGAAUAGUCAACUUUCACUAAAAAUAUCUCACUUGCAAAAGUAGCAGAGAGAAUUCUUAGAGGCUGAUGAGAAGCUUUAGCUUAUGAGAGAAAGUAAAGAAGACCUAGAGAAUGAGUAUGAAAUGCUUAAGCAGAGAUUAGAGACUGUGGAUUAAACAUUCAGAUGGGAAAACUCUAUUUUUAAUAAGAUCGUGGCAACUUUAAAGAGAUAUAAGGUGUCUCCAUAAUAAGCAUUUGAAGCAUUUGAUAAAGAUAAAAAUGGAAUGGUAGACAAGAAUGAAUUCUUAGAAGGUCUGAGCAUGCUUAAAGUACAAGACUUAUCUCAUCAAGAACUUUAAAUUCUAAUGGGGUCAAUUGAUUAUGAUAGCAGUGGGCAUAUUAAUUAUAGAGAAUUUGUUAGAAAACUUUCUAGACAUGGUGUUAAAAGUAGAAGCAAGGAGGAGCAAAUCAUCUAUCUUAUUGUAGAUGCUCUAAAAAGAUCUGGUAUUAAGAGUCUUUCCGAGGCAUUCGAGCUUUUUGAUAAGAAAUAAACAGGUACAUUGUCAAGAGAAGAUUUUAAAGACAUCUUUAAGAAUAUGCAUCUGAAGUUAGAUGAAAACGACAUCGAAAAAUUCAUUGAUAAUUUUUGGAGGGAAAAGAAAGCUGGUAUUGAUUACAGAGAGUUCUUAAGAAUAUUUGCUAGGUACUAAGUCAAAUUAGAUUAAUCUGCUAAAUAAAUAUCUUACACUAGAAUAUCUGACGAGGCUCUUAGAACUAAGAAAGACCUCUACAUGAAAAUCUAGAGGAUAUUGAAGGAUAAUAGCAAAGAACUAAAGAGUUUAUUUACUAAAAUGGAUGCAGAUGGCUCAAGUGAGAUAGAAUUCCCCGAACUCUAUAAGAUGUUCAUGGAUAUGAAUCUCCAGAUAAGUGAGGCUGAUGCGAGAGCUAUUUUUGAAUCGAUUGACUUCGAUUAAAGCGGAAACGUGACAUUCCCAGAAUUUAAAGCUGAUUUUGAAAGGACAUGUGAAAAUGAUAUCACCACUCUAUUAUUCCAUGAAAGAGAAAGAGUAGAUGAAAAUGCCAAAGAGUAAACUCAGAAGAAAUACAAUGCCACUGGCAACUAAAGUUAAAACUAAUAGAUAAAUAACAUGAAAAUCUAAAUGGGACCUCAAUAACAAAUGGAGCUUCAGCUCUAACAAAAAUUAGCCUCCCUUGAACAGAAGGAGAAGCAACUUCAAAAGAAGUUAUCAACAUCUCUAACAAUCCUUAAUCAUGCUCAGUAAUCUUAGAUUGAGACUCAAAAGAUGUAUGAUAAGUUGGAAAAGAACUGGAAUGAUUUGGUAGAUUAAUUCCAUGCUGAGAAGCAAAAAACCCUCAAUCAUGAGAAAGAGCAUCAAUCUUGUAUUAAAAAGGAGCAGGCUGAUGAACUUUAAAAAACAAAUUUCUAACUGUAGACUGAAGUUGUAGAAACUAAGGCAGCUAUGAUCACAUAUAAGAAUAUGACUGAGGUUAUUUCAGAUUAGGCAAGACAACUUAAGCUGGCAAUGGAGAGAAAGAAAGAUGAAAAUGAAAAUCUAGUAAAUGCAUUCAGAGAUAUGGCUUCUUAAAGUGAAGAUCAAAAGAGACUUGGAAAACUUUACUAUCUAAUCAUGCUUUCAAGAUGGCAAGAAGCUGCUAUAAACAAGAAAUAUGAUAUGGUGUUGACUGAAAUUAAGGAAUUAAGAAGAGACCUAAUGAACACUGAAUAAUUGCUUCAUAAUAAGGAAUAUGAUCACCAUGAAGCUGAAAAUGUGGUAUAAGAGUAGCAAUUAAGAAUUGAAGAGCUAAGGAGAAAAAUAGAUGAUUCGAAGAACAUAUUCCUAACACUAGAUAAAGCUGAGUUUUUAAACAACAUCAUUAGAGAAAUUACUGAUGAAAAAUGCGAAUUAGAAGAGUCCUACUUCCAUAUCAGAUCUAAGUACAGGUCAAAUCAGUUGAAGCUUGAUGAGGCUGAAGCUAAGGCUGAAUAUGCUUCAGAGUAGUUAGAAUUCCUACAAAGAAGCAAGCUCCCAGACAUAAGUGAAAGAAUGAUAGACCUUAGCAAUAAGCUUUAAAACAUCAGACUUCUUCAAAUGAGAGCAGAAAGAGAGUCUACUGAAAAGAAAGAAGAAAAUACUUAUCUCUCAAGGCUUUUAAGAUAAUAAAAUGAUAAUGUUAGAAAACUAGAGGAAAAAGCAGCAGAAUAUGAGUCUAGAAUGCAUAAAGAGAGAGAAGAACACAGAAGAGCUGAUAAUGAAAGAAUGAAAAAGUUCUUUAAUGCUAGAUUUGAUAACAUUCCUGCAGCAUUUGGAACAGAUGAAAGCUUGAUGAUAUCAUCCAGGACUAAAGGAUUUAGAGAUAAUUUGAAAUCCCCUGUAAGCAAUAUUAUGGGUAUAAAUCAAAUCAAUAUUGAAAAGGCUUAUACUGAUUCUGAAAUGAGAUAAGAACCUGAUCAUGUUAGAAGACUUUAAUCUAUGUAAAGCAAUUAAAGUGCCUAGCAAGAUCCUAAGUAUUUGGAAGGCAAGCUUAAGAAAUUAGAAGCAUAACUCAGAGAUGCUUUAGAUGAAAUCAGACAUAAAGAUUAAACUAUUAAGAAAUUCAGUGACUGGCAAAUAUCUGAAAAGAUUUUCUCAGAAGAUGAAGUAUAUAAGGAUUUGAUAGAAAAACAUAGAGGUAGUGCAAAUCAAGUCCAUGAAUAAGAAGCAAAAGAAAUGGCAGACGCUGCUGCUUAGAUGGUUAGAUCUUUAUAGGAGAUGCUUGAUCAAAAGAACGAACAAAUUCAGAAAAAAGAUGAUGUUAUUAAAAAAUUGAGAGAACAAAUGAUCUAGCAGAGAGAAAAAGAUCAUCUUGAAAUAGCUAAGCUCCAAAAUGAGAUGUCAUUAGCUUCAAAUAAUGCUCUGACUAGUUUGAGAGAAAUAGUAAUUAAGAAUCAAGCAAGCACAAACAUGACUAUUUACGGCACUAGCAAACACGAUCACAAGACUAGAGAAGAACUCUCCAGAAAUCUUGAUGAAAAGGACUUAUUGAUACAUCAGCUUCAAAGUGAAAUUAAAGGUUUUUAGCAAUAGCUAGGAUUUUAGAAACAGAAAAAUGAGCAAAUUGUAGAUUAAGUUAGGGAUCUUGAAUCUGAGUUAAGACAUGAGAGAUAGCAAGUAGAGUUGAAAACCAAAGUGAGGGAACUUGAAAAUGUCAAGAGAGAACUUGCAAAGAAAGACAAGUAUCUUGAUAAUCUAAAAAAUACGAUAAAUGAAUUGAACGAUAAACUGCUGAAUUUGAAUGUGCAAAAAGAAGAAAAUUCAGAAGACAAAAAAAUGGUCAAGGUGCAAGAAGGUCUUAAGGAAAAAGAGCAUAAAGAGGAAAUAAAGAAUCUCUAAGCAAAAAUAAGCAUGAUUUCAGGGUCUAGAAAGGCUGUUGAAAAAGACUUAACAGAUGAAAAGCUCAAGCAUUAGGAAUUAAAAGAAAAAUUCUCUAAGCUUGCCAAAGAUCAUGAAUAAAUUUAGAAACUUUACAGAGACGAAUAAACAAGACUUCAAAGAUAAAUAAUGGAAAAAGAAAAAGUCUCUGUUGAACUUAAUCAAAUUAAGGGAAGAUCUCAGAUUGGCUAAGGACUAGGAAUGUCAAAUGGAUUAUCAUUUGAAUAACUGCAAGCUAGAAUUAAAGAACUUGAAAAUGAUGUUUUCCUUCUAAACUGCUCUCAAAAGACAGUAGUCGUAUACAACAAGGAAAACGGUUGCUUUGAAUAUAUUGGAGAGCCUAUAUAUCUAAUAAAAGAAAGAGAAAUCGCCGACAUUGAUGAAUUCUUAGCUUCAUUGAAAUCAUGGCUCAAUAGAAACGAUAGAUUAACAUUGAGAGCAGUUUUUGAAAGUCUAGACAAGGAAAACUUCGGUGAGUUGAGUGAAAGUAACUUUGAUAAGGCCAUGCUAAAACUAGGAAUACAAUUAAGAGCUCAAGAGAAGAAAUUGAUUAAGGAUGUUCUAGAUCCAAGGAAAAUUGGAUUUAUCAGAUAUAGAUCGAUAGUAAGAGAACUUUAAGGACUCCCGUAGAUUGAAUUCAUUCCUAGAGAAGUUCUAAAAUUAGCAGAACUUGUUGAAACUAGAGACUUAACUCAAAGAGAGUUUAAAUUACUGUUGGAUCCAAAUCAAGAAGAGUCUAUGAAUCUUACUUAGCUACAAGAUUCAGCCAAGCAUGUUGUUAAUGAGCAGUUUAAAAUGAGCUCCUAAGAGUUUGAAAAUUUGUUUAAGCAUGUUACUAAGAGUGCUAGAACGAUAGGAGUUGUAAUGAGCGUUCAUAGAUUAACUGAAAAAGUAUAUACAGCUGUUGAUGCAUUGCUUAUUGAAAAAGUGAAGGAAGCUAUUUUAAGAUCAAAUAGAUCAUUCAAUGAUAACUUUAAUAGACAUGACUCUAACAAGGAUGGCUUCUUAGAAUACCCGGAACUCGAAAAUAUGCUUCUUGAAUGCUAGUUAGCAAUAAAGCCAAACAUGCUUAAUAGAAUCUAUAUGAUCCUUGACAAUGAAAAGAGAAUGUCUAAGAUCAGUUUUAAUAGCCUUAAGUUUAUGGUGAAUGCUGAAAAUUCCCAAGGAGGAGUUGGACAUUCAUUCGCUGAGAGAUCAUAUGAUUACCACCCAACUUUGGAUAGAGUAUCAUUAUCUGAGGAAACAACAUAAGAAGAUCUGUUUAUUUGCAGAACUGCAGCAAGAAAGAUUCUAACUCACUUCUAAGUUUCAAAUAAUAAGUCACUCAGAGACAUUCUUACUGAGAGAGACAAACAUAAUGAAGGUCUUAUUGCAAAAGAUGAAGCUAUGGAAUAAAUAAAAGAAGCUAGAGUUAGUGAACUAAACAAUGCUGAGUUGAAUAUCAUUAUGAGAUAUGCGGAUAAAUUGAACAGAGGAUAUAUUGUCAUAGAUGCAUUCUUGGAAAAGCUUGUUGAGCUUACUGUUGAAACUAAACAAGAGAUUAUGCUAAGAACUUUUGCUAUGAAUGUUAAGAGAUAAGGAAUAAACCUCAAGCAAGAGUUGUUCAAAUAUGAUACAACAAGAACUGGCAGAUUAGAUAAGAGAACAUUCCAAAAAGCUAUCAAUCAAUUACCUGUUUAAGUGAAUGAUGAGGGUGUUGAUCACUUGUUCUCAGCUGCAGAGAGUUAAGAUUUCAGAGGCACUGUUGAUCUUAAAAUCUUACUGGAUAAGGUGACUUAUGCAUUGAAGCAAAAGCCCCUACCGAAUUUCUAGCCUCAAUAAAAAACAUUGGCUUAGUCAAAAGUAGCUAAAGAUGCAAAAUCAGGUGGAGAGGCAUUCUAAAACUGGGAGGCUGAAAAGAAAUAUAAGACUAAGUUAGCUGCUUUACAGUAACAAAUUGAGGAAUCUAAAAAGGAGUCAUAAGCAGCAGAGAAGCAAGCAAAGCACUGGCAAGAAGUGGCUAAUAAACUAGAGAGAGAGAAAAAUGGACUCUAAGCAAGGUUAGUAGACCUUAACGCAAAGCCCCCUAAAGCAGCAAAAGAAGAAUCAACUUCUCAAGCCUAGACUGAAAUGAUGUAGCACUUGAAAGAUCAGGUAUACUAUCUUCAAGAAGAGAAUCAGAAACUUUAGAAGAACAUACAAGUCGAGCUUAAAGCUGAAAUAGGAAGAUUGCAAAGAGAUAAUGAAAAAUUGGUUGAAAGAUCAAGGCAUUCUUAAGACGAAGCUAAAAGAAUGGAGUACUAGGUAAACAGGUUGAUUGGAAAGCCAAUGGACAAUAUCGAGAAAAGAGAGGAAGGGGAACUCUGGAGAGAGAGAAGAAUCUAAGACUUGGAGAAAGAGCUUCAAGAUGCCGCUCAAAGAGAGCAUGAUCUUUAGGAGUAGCUUUUCAAAUGCGAAGAGAGACUUCUAGACCUUAAAUUCUAAAAAGAAACCUUUGAUCUUCAAUAUGCUAGACUGCAAAAGAGAAUUACUGACCUGGAGUAGUACAAACUUGAGAGUUCUAAAUAUUCUGCUGUCCUAAAGAAUAAAGAGGAUAUAGAGCUAAAGACUAUUGAAGAAAAUUCUAAUACUCUAUCCAACUUAACAGGAGUUCAGCCUGGUUCAAAGAAAGCGUAAGAUACUGUUAAGUUAAGAUCAAAGCCUUCAAAAUCUGUAGCAGAACUUGAAAUGCUAGUUGAAUCACUCAAGAGAGUAAUUGAAAAACAGAAAUCAGAUAACGAUGCAUUGAAAAAGCAGAUUGAAGCAGUUGACAAGCAUCAAGACAAAGUUAAAUCUGAGAAAUAACUCAGACAAAAAAUUGAAGCUCUCUCCCAAGAGGUUCACUCUUAUGAGAUGAGAGAUGUCAACGUUGAGGAAAAGGAUAGAACAGUCAAGAAGCUGAUUGAAGCUAACAGAUAUCUGAGAGAAGAUUUGAAGAAAGAAUCUGAUAGAUAUUCUAUGCUUGAGGGAAAAUAUAAGGAUUUGCUUUUGAAGUACAAUGUUUUAGCCAAGGAAAAUGCCAAAAAUGCUGAACUUGUAUUUUCUAUGAAUACUGGAGCUAAUAUUCACAAUUACGAGAAUCAUUUGAUGGAGAGUGAUAACAAAAAAAGCAAUAAAUUUGGGACUGCUCCAGAUAGAGAUAACUCAAAUGGAAUGAAAAGAGGUUACAAUGACUAUGACAGAGAUUUUGAUAGAGCAUAUUGA